AUGGCUUCUCCCAAGCUCCUCCUCCUCCUGCUCGCCACCACGCUCCUGAGCUGCGGCCUCCUGGUGGCCGCCGACUACGCCCCAAUGACCCUCACCGUGGUGAACAACUGCCCCUACCCGGUGUGGCCGGGCAUCCAGGCCAACUCCGGCCACGACGUCCUGGAGGGCGGUGGCUUCUUCCUCCCGCCGCUCUCCCACAAGUCCUUCCCGGCGCCGGCCCACCCCUGGUCGGGCCGCAUCUGGGCGCGCACGGGCUGCGCGGGCGCCGGCGCGCAGCUCCACUGCGCCACGGGCGACUGCGGCGGGCGGCUGCAGUGCGGCGGGCUCGGCGGCGCGGCGCCCGCGACGCUGGCGCAGGUGAACCUCCACCACGGCGGCAACGGCAAGGACCAGACCUCGUACGGGGUGAGCAUGGUGGACGGCUUCAACGUGGGCUUGUCCGUGACCCCGCACGAGGGCCGGGGCAACUGCCCCGUCCUCGCCUGCCGCAAGAACCUCACCGAGACCUGCCCCGGCGAGCUGCAGCUGCGGUCCCCGUCGGGGAGCGUCCUCGCGUGCAAGAGCGGCUGCGAGGCCUUCCGCACCGACGAGCUGUGCUGCCGCAACAUGUACAACAGCCCGCGCACCUGCCGCUCGUCCAAGUACUCGGAGUUCUUCAAGCGCGAGUGCCCGCAGGCCUUCACCUACGCGCACGACAGCCCCUCCCUCACCCACGAGUGCGCCGCGCCGCGCGAGCUCAAGGUCAUCUUCUGCCACUAG
Molecule: messenger RNA, 759 nt
Organism: Miscanthus lutarioriparius
Lineage: Eukaryota; Viridiplantae; Streptophyta; Magnoliopsida; Poales; Poaceae
Source: the annotation of a GenBank genome assembly